Cryptomeria japonica (Japanese cedar) is the source of this 1725-nucleotide messenger RNA. Its product is annotated as receptor-like protein 32. The transcript is spliced from 2 exons. The record is from RefSeq and is a predicted model, not a curated record. Lineage: Eukaryota; Viridiplantae; Streptophyta; Pinopsida; Cupressales; Cupressaceae. Bases 1 to 1725 code for a protein of 574 amino acids. Gene Ontology annotation, molecular function: protein binding.
AUGCCCAUUCCCUCCUAUACCAACUUCCAAGGUGUGAUAUCUGAGAGCCUGUGCCAACUUCGUUUUCUGACAUCGCUAAGGAUAACUGGAGUAACAAGAGGUAUUACCAUUCCUUCUUGUUUGGGAAAUCUUUCUUAUAUUGAUUCUUUGGAUUUGUCUUAUAAUAGCUUUAGUGGGAUGAUUCCCCCCUUCAUUUGUCUGCUCACCCGCCUUGAAAGCCUAGAUCUUUCAGCUAGCAACUUCAAUGGAAACAUACCUUCCUGCCUUGGCAAUCUUGGUUCUUUAACUGACCUUUCCCUAGGUAUCAACCAACUUAGUGGAAGCAUACCGGCUUUUCUUGGGAGUCUCUCCUCGUUGAGGAGUUUAGAUCUUGAUCACAAUCAACUGAGCGGUACCAUUCCGGAUUCUUUAGGCAAUAUCUCUUUGCUCGAGUAUUUGGAUGUUAGUAAUAACCAGCUAAGUGGGACCAUUCCCCCUUCAUUUGCUCAGCUUUCCUCCCUGACUUCCUUGUAUGCUGAUGGCAAUCGUUUCAAUGAAACCAUCUCUUCUUUGUCACUUCCACCUUCUUUAGUUGAACUGUCCUUGUCAUUAAACCAUUCUCUGACGAUUUCAGAAACUCUUUUUCAUAAGCUUGGAAGCCUAAAUUAUCUAUAUUUAUCUGACUGUGUGCUAAAUAUUAGCACAACCUGGAUUCCACCUUUUCAAUUACAUCAGUUAUCCAUAAUGUCAUGUAUGAUUGACGGCGAAUUUCCACCCUGGAUUUCAACACAAUUCUCACUUUAUGUUUUGAAAAUAACCAACGCCAGUCUUGUGGGGGUAAUUCCCUCUUGGCUAUGGGAAACCAGUCCUAUGCUUGGAUCUCUAAAUCUGUCUAGAAAUCAUCUAGAAGGAAGCCUAUCCUCAAGUACUGCAACAUGGAUGCAACUUAUAAUUCUAGAUGUGUCUAGAAAUGGAUUGAGUGGGUGUAUACAAUCAAUGUGGCCCUCUAAUAUUUCAAAAUUGUUACUUAAUGACAAUUUGUUUAGUGGCAAUAUUCCUCCAAGCUUGGAAAAGUUAUCUGAACUUGAGUUGUUAAAUCUUGCAAACAAUUUGUUUAGUGGAAAUAUUCCUCCAAACCUGGGCAAAUUAUCUGGACUCACAAUGUUAAAUCUUGCAAACAACAACAUGGUGGGAGUGAUACCUGCGAGCUUGUCCAAUUGUUCUUCUCUUGUUGUCCUAAAUUUGGGAAAUAAUAGUUUGGAGGGAAGCUUACCACAUGAGUUCAGUAAGCUAAGUAAAUUAUACUCAUUAGCUGUUCCCAAUAAUAAUUUGAAUGGAUCACUUCCUCUUUCAAUAGAAAAUUGUUCAAAGUUGCAGGUUCUUGAUAUUGGGAACAAUUUAUUUGAUGGGGAAAUACCAACAUUAAUUGGAAAUCUUUCAAAGUUAAGAGUAUUGGUGAUGAAGCAGAACAAUUUUACUGCCGCUAGUGUUAGUGCUUUAAGUUCAGUUGAAGAGGUAAAGGCCCUCAAGGAUGAAGUAGCAAGGUUGAAAGAUGAGCUCAAAAGGAGAAAAGAGCUUGUAAAAAGGUCGAUAGAUGAUGGAGAGAAAAGAGUCAGUAAUUUUCUUAAGGAGUAUAAGGUGGUGACACUCCUCCCUUCUCCUUGUCCUAUUUCUAGUAGUAGUUUUACUUCUCUUGCUCCUUCGUCUUCCAAGUCAUUGUCUUCUAAUGCUUCAAGUUUAGUAUAA